Ilex paraguariensis (yerba mate) is the source of this 1048-nucleotide messenger RNA. Lineage: Eukaryota; Viridiplantae; Streptophyta; Magnoliopsida; Aquifoliales; Aquifoliaceae. The record is from the annotation of a GenBank genome assembly.
UAAAACAACAUGACAUGGUGUGGUUUUAAAGGGUUUAAUAACAUCUUUCUAAUAACUGAUGUUGUUUGUGUUGAAUUCCAGUUGGAUGAUUGGCUAGCCUAAGCUAGAUGUGUAGUUGGAUUCUUCUUGAGUUGACCAUAUUUGACUCCAGCUUGACUUGAUCUUCAAUUUCAUAGAUUGCAAUAUUGAUAGAGGCUCUCUUCUAGGAUGGACACAUUCAUUUCAAAAAUCUGUAAUACUGUCAAGUUGUUAUGAUAGGGUGAGCAUUCAAAAGCAACAAGUUGGAAUUGAUAUUGUGUGCCUUUAGCAUUGAACUUUGUCUAUUUGCAUAGUCGAUUGUGCAUUGAAGCUGUUGUGAAGACUUCCCUAUCUUUUUAAAGCACAAGUAGUUAGUAAGUUUUUGGUAAGUUCGUUAUUGCUUCAUUACUUUGUGGGUUUGCAAGUACAACUAUACUGACUUCAGAUGGCCUUAACUUCAACAACUAGCUUCAAUACUAUUGCAUUUAGAUUGAGCCAUCACCUAAGAUUGAACCAUCGGCUUACUUACCAUUUCAAUCACAUGUUUGCUAAUUUCAGGGAUGCUUCACGUGCAUUUGUUUCAGGAAAUUUUACAGGAGAUGGACUUACCGACUCAUUGCUUGGUUUGUCCAGCACAGAGGUGAAGAGCAUUGUUGAAUGGCGAGAUUUCUAUUUCAAAACAUACUUAUAUGUUGGUAAGCUAGUGGGACGCUACUACGAUAGUGAAGGCAAUCCCACAAAAUACUUGAAAGGGAUUGAAGCAAAGGCGGCUAGAGGUGCACAGCUAAUGGAGAAACAGAAGAAGGAAGAAGCCAAACUACCUAGCUGCAACUCAAAGUGGAGUCAGGAAGAUGGUUCAGAGGUUUGGUGUGAUGACGGCUUUCCAAGGUUAGUGCAGCGGCCGCUAGAAAUAGCUCUGACCGGGAAAAUGAGCAAGCGCUGUGCUUGCUUCAAAGAAGAUGAACUUGACCAACCCGGAUUAGAAGUCUAUGGCGGAUGUGAUUAUUUGGCUAAGGUCUGUCGUGUCUAG